Messenger RNA from Phodopus roborovskii (desert hamster), 706 nucleotides. RefSeq names its product tissue factor pathway inhibitor 2 (gene Tfpi2). The transcript is spliced from 4 exons. Gene Ontology annotation, molecular function: serine-type endopeptidase inhibitor activity. Gene Ontology annotation, cellular component: extracellular region. Gene Ontology annotation, biological process: negative regulation of peptidase activity. Lineage: Eukaryota; Metazoa; Chordata; Mammalia; Rodentia; Cricetidae. The coding region runs from base 23 to 691 and encodes 222 amino acids. The record is from RefSeq and is a predicted model, not a curated record.
AGCCACAGCUCCACCAGGCACAAUGGACCCUGCUAAGCCCCUGCCGCUGUUUCUUCUGCCUCUGCUCCUGGUGGGCUCCACUGGCGGUCUUGCUUCAGCAUCCGCCCAAGGGAAUAAUUUAGAGAUCUGCCUCUUGCCCUUGGAGAAGGGACCUUGUCGGGCCCUUAUCCCCAGGUUCUACUAUGAUAGGAACCAGCAGACAUGCCGAGAAUUCAAGUACGGAGGCUGCCUGGGCAACGCAAACAAUUUCCACAGUCUGGAACUCUGUGAACACACUUGUGGGAAUAUCGAGAAAGUUCCUACAGUUUGUCGGUUAGAAACCCAAACAUAUCCCUGUGAUAAACCCAAUGUGCAGUCUUUCUUCAAUCUGAGUACCAUGACAUGUGAAACUCUUAAGCCUAAUCUGUGUAGCACGACUAUGAACAUAUUCCCUGAUGAAGAUACUUGUAAGGACUUCUGUGAACCAAGGAAAGUUCCAUCAUUUUGCUCCAGUCCCAGAGACGAAGGCCUUUGUGCUGCCAAUGUGACGCGCUAUUAUUUUAAUUCAAGAAACAAAACCUGUGAGACCUUCACCUACACUGGCUGUGGUGGGAAUGAAAAUAACUUUUAUUACCUGGAUGAUUGUGACCGUGUUUGCAUCAAAGGUAGUAAAGCUCUUCCUAUUCAGUCAUCAGGCAAAGGUGUUGAAUAAUUCAAAAGGAAAACU